CGAGGCCCUGAGUCUGCCCGGGAUGGACCUGUUUGUGCUGUUGCUGGCUCUGGGCCUGGCUGAUGGUGUUUCUGCACUGUCCUCGUCCAAGUCUCUUGUGACCUGUGCCUGUGAGAAUUUCAACUGCAAGGGAUCUUCAACCUGCCAAGGGUCUUGGUGCACUGUGUGGCUGAUAAAAGAGCCAGGGAGACAACCCCGGGAGUCUCGGGGAUGCAGUAACCACCAUUAUCAAGAGACCUGCCUGGGACUGCCGACGGAGGCCUUUGCACACUACUGCUGUUACCACCCUCUCUGCAAUCAAAAUAUCUCCCUGAAGCUAGCAACCACACCAGCCCCACCAGAGGAACCCCAUGGAGCUAACCAUCUGCCACUGAUCCUGGGCCCUGGGUUGGCUCUGCUGGUUCUCUUGGGGCUAGGAGCCCUGGGCCUGUGGCGCCUCAGUCGGAGGCGUGAGAAACAGAGAGCUUUGCAAUGUGACCUGGGAGAAUCCAGUCUCAUCCUGAAGGCAUCGGAACUGUUGGACAGCACGCUGGGGGACCUUCUGGACAGUGACUGUACCACAGGCAGUGGCUCUGGCCUCCCCUUCCUGGUCCAGCGGACCGUGGCUCGGCAAAUUGCUCUGGUGGAAUGUGUGGGCAAGGGCCGCUAUGGUGAAGUAUGGAGGGGCCUAUGGCACGGCGAGAGUGUGGCUGUCAAGAUUUUCUCCUCCAGGGAUGAACAGUCCUGGUUCCGGGAGACUGAAAUCUACAACACAGUUCUGCUCAGACAUGACAAUGUUCUUGGCUUCAUUGCUUCUGACAUGACAUCCCGCAACUCCAGCACCCAGCUGUGGCUGAUCACCCACUACCACGAGCAUGGCUCCCUGUAUGACUUCCUGCAGCGGCAACCACUGGACCGAGGGCUGGCCCUGAGGCUGGCCCACUCCAUUGCCUGUGGCCUGGCCCACCUUCAUGUGGAAAUCUUUGGCACCCAGGGCAAACCAGCCAUUGCCCACCGAGACCUGAAGAGUCGCAACGUCCUAGUCAAGAGCAACCUACAGUGUUGCAUAGCAGACCUGGGCCUGGCGGUAAUGCACUCCCAGGGCAGUGACUCCUUGGACAUUGGCAACAAUCCUCGGGUGGGCACCAAGAGGUACAUGGCGCCAGAAGUGUUAGAUGAGCAGCUUCGAACCGACUGCUUUGAAUCCUACAAGUGGACAGACAUCUGGGCCUUUGGGCUGGUGCUAUGGGAGAUAGCCCGCCGGACCAUAGUGAAUGGCAUCGUGGAGGACUAUAGACCACCCUUUUUUGACAUGGUUCCCAAUGACCCCAGUUUUGAGGAAAUGAAAAAGGUGGUUUGUGUGGACCAGCAGACACCCAAUAUUCCCAACCGGCUUGCUGCAGAUCCGUUCCUUUCAGGUUUGGCACAAACCAUGCGGGAAUGCUGGUACCCCAACCCUUCAGCUCGCCUCACGGCUCUUCGCAUCAAGAAGACCCUACAGAAACUUUGUGCCAAUGUAGAGAAACCCAAAGUGAUUCACUAGCCAUCUGGUGCCCAUACCCUCUAUGCCCUGGGGAGGGCUCUAUGGAGCUGUUUGGGUUGGACCUCUCACAACCUCAGAGUCUGCUUUCCUUCUUAUCCAGGAUCUCAGGAGGAGGGGAGUGGGGAGGGUGGUCCCCUGAGAGGGCAGCCCCUGGCUGCUGGACUCCACGCCUCCAGCCCCCAGCUCUCCCAGCCAAAAAUAUUGCUGGGCCUGUAAUCUGAUGCCAGGGCAUCUAGCCCAGUCUGAAGGAACAGUCUCCCUGACGCCUGGCUCUCCCCCACCCCCAGCACACUCACACUCACCCCUCCUUCCCCGGGAAGUCUAGAUCCCAGCUGGCCCCAGCUGCAAGAGAACACUGCCCUAGGAUGAAGCCACCAACACCUAACUGGGGGAAGGGAUAGAGGAUUUCCAUUCCCCCUGCCACCCAAUCCCCCUGGUGCAAGUAUGAACAAGCACAGAGACAGAAAUCUCAGGCUGCUCCGUCUCACCUGCUGCUUGUGCCCUUACCUCCCAGGGUCAGCAGAGGGGGCACAGACUCCCAAAUCCCUUUCAGACUGCACUCUCCCAGAGCAAAGCACCUUGGGCACAAUGCCACGUUAUAUUCCCCCUGUGCCAUGAGAACUUGGAUACCUUAUCAUAUGGCUGCAUCAAAGACUGGGGUUGAGCCAGCAUGCCUCUGCCCAAGGGGCCUUGUGUGCUCAACUCCAAGGGGCCCCACUGCAUCCUUCCUCUCUCCCUUCAUUGGAAAUAGAAGCUGCCUAGGGUCGCUGAACCCUGCCUUGACCAAGGGGAAACCUCCACCUCAAAUCUCUUAUCUUAGAACAAAACCUCAAAUUUUCAAGCCUCUCCCAGGCCAUUGCUGAGUGUGAGUGGGACUGGUGCCUUUGUUGGCAAGUCACGAGAAAGAUGGCAAUGAUGUCAAAAGGCCCCGAAAUGCUUGUGCCCAGCCUGAGGGGGCUUCCAGAAUAAACAGAAGGCUGGGUCUAGAACUUUCUGAGCCUUCCUUGUAGAAAGCUGAAUCUAAGGCUCUACUCACCUACCCAAUACAAAUUCAUCUUCUUCUCUUGAUUUUUACCAACAUACCCCACCCAUAGUUGAUUUUUCCCCCCUUAAAACCCUUACUUUCUUACUUGGAAUC
Gracilinanus agilis (Agile Gracile Mouse Opossum) is the source of this 2660-nucleotide messenger RNA. It is a transcript of the gene ACVRL1, whose product is annotated as activin A receptor like type 1. Gene Ontology annotation, molecular function: transforming growth factor beta receptor activity, type I; SMAD binding; ATP binding. The coding region runs from base 23 to 1522 and encodes 499 amino acids. NCBI's taxonomy places the organism in Eukaryota, Metazoa, Chordata, Mammalia, Didelphimorphia, Didelphidae. Gene Ontology annotation, biological process: BMP signaling pathway; dorsal/ventral pattern formation; transforming growth factor beta receptor signaling pathway. The transcript has 9 exons. Gene Ontology annotation, cellular component: BMP receptor complex; plasma membrane. The record is from RefSeq and is a predicted model, not a curated record.